Molecule: messenger RNA, 2071 nt
Organism: Tupaia belangeri chinensis (Chinese tree shrew)
Lineage: Eukaryota; Metazoa; Chordata; Mammalia; Scandentia; Tupaiidae
Gene: GET1
Product: guided entry of tail-anchored proteins factor 1
Exons: 5
Coding region: 84-608 (174 amino acids)
Biological process (GO): tail-anchored membrane protein insertion into ER membrane
Cellular component (GO): GET complex
Molecular function (GO): protein-membrane adaptor activity
Source: RefSeq, a predicted model, not a curated record
CUUCACUGCGCUUGCGCGCGCGACAGUCUGCGUGGUCCCGAUGGCGUUGCGGUGGUUGUGAGGGCGCUGCCGGAGCAACCGGGAUGAGCGCGGCGGAGGCCGACCGCUGGGCGUGGCUGCUGGUGCUAAGCUUCGUGUUUGGGUGCAAUGUCCUUAGGAUCCUCCUCCCGUCCUUCUCCUCCUUCAUGUCCAGGGUGCUGCAGAAGGACGCAGAGCAGGAAUCGCAGAUGAGAGCGGAGAUUCAGGACAUGAAGCAAGAGCUCGCCACGGUCAACAUGAUGGAUGAGUUUGCCAGAUACGCCAGACUGGAGAGGAAGAUCAACAAGAUGACGGACAAGCUGAAGACACAUGUGAAAGCACGGACAGCUCAAUUAGCCAAAAUAAAAUGGGUUAUAAGUGUUGCUUUCUACAUAUUGCAAGCAGCUCUGAUGAUCUCGCUCAUUUGGAAUUAUUAUUCUGUCCCAGUGGCUGUGGUGCCAAGUAAAUGGAUAACCCCACUGGACCGCCUGGUGGCCUUUCCUACCAGAGUAGCAGGUGGUGUCGGAAUUACCUGCUGGAUUCUUGUCUGUAACAAAGUUGUGGCAAUUGUGCUUCAUCCUUUCAGCUGAGAAGGGAGAUGAUUUAUAGCCGUGAGACUUUUAAAAGUGAAUUUUCUCUUAAUGGACCUUCUCUUAUUGACUUACACUGCUUUGUUGUGUGUGUAUUUUCUUUUUAAGAAACAAAAGUUCACAGCUUAGUGUUUUUGUUGUUGUCAAAUACGUUUUCUCUUGGACUUUAUGUGACUUUCUUAUAAGAAUCACAACUUUCUACACUUAUCAUAGAGCCAGGAAGUCCAGUUUAUGACAUAUGUCCACCAACAGUGUGAACAUUACAAGCACCUCUGUUACACACUUAUGUUUGGACUCUCAGCAUAUUUUGGUAGUAUUGCUGACUGGAAACUCAAAAUUUUUUAACCACUUAUGUACCUUAAAGAUAAAGUACUAGUUUUAAUCCAGUUGAGAAAGUAACUUAAUUUUAAUACCACUACUAAAAUUUGAAAAUUUGCUUUUUAAUCUCAUGCCAUACAACUGAAAGAAUAACACUAAUUGACAUGGUUUGUACUUUCUUCCUCUGUUUAAAAUGUCAUUUGUUGGAUAAGUGUUUGUAUAGUUUUAUCUACUUAUGUGAAGCUGUUAAUUUUUCAUUACAGCAUUUUAUAAAUGUAUUCAUGAGACCAUAAUGUAUGGUUUUGUGUUUAAAUUGUUUGAUUUUAAAGCAUUUCAAAUGAAGUAUAUUUUAUAAGCAUUUCAUAUUUAUGCUCUGUAGAAUGGAAUGGUUAAGAAACAAACUAGGAAGCCUGAUUAAUCUGAACUAAUAUAUUAGUCCAUGAAUAUACUCCAGCUAAAUAUUUUUCAAAAUACUUUUUUCUAAGUAAAAUCUUCACAAAUGCUGUGUAACUUCCUUGUUUACAGACACUUGUUUGCUAUGAGCAGUCUAACAGACAAGUGGCAUAGAGGCUUUGGCAGUUAAUUGUGUGGGUGACCAUAGCACAGCUAAAUUCUACCACUGGUUUUUGAAAAAUGGUAUUUGUGUUCUUGUGUUCCCUAAGGAUCUAAUAAGUAAGUAGCUCAGUAUUAUUUCAGCUAAUUGUACUGUGAAAAAACAAAGUGCUGUAGUCCUUGAGUUUAUUGUCAUACUGAAGACUACCAGAUUGGUCAUAUUCAAACUCAUAAGAUGCUGCAGGCUCACCUAGUACCUAGGUUUACUUUAAUGAAGAAUGCAGAACUGGGAACAGGGCAGUGUUUAGAUGGCAUCAUAGAGGACCUGGGCACCGGCUUCCAGUGUCUCAUCAUCACACUCAGUGUAUCCUGGACACAAAAGAUGAGAAGCUAGUCCACAGGGAGGUUGGUCUGUCCCUUAGAUGAAAUGUCACACUUGGAGAGCAUACACCUAACUCUUAUUUAGUGAGCUGCUGGCAUAAACAGUGAGUUGAACAACAAGCAAAUGAGCAGCCAGGAACAGCAUGUCUAAAGUCAUUGUCAGAGCAGAAAUCAGUACAAAGUCUCACAGACAAGACUGUCAUCUCCCAGGA